Messenger RNA from Strongylocentrotus purpuratus (purple sea urchin), 2669 nucleotides. RefSeq names its product natural resistance-associated macrophage protein 1. The coding region runs from base 79 to 1761 and encodes 560 amino acids. Lineage: Eukaryota; Metazoa; Echinodermata; Echinoidea; Camarodonta; Strongylocentrotidae. Gene Ontology annotation, molecular function: manganese ion transmembrane transporter activity; iron ion transmembrane transporter activity; cadmium ion transmembrane transporter activity. The transcript is spliced from 17 exons. The record is from RefSeq and is a predicted model, not a curated record. Gene Ontology annotation, cellular component: membrane. Gene Ontology annotation, biological process: metal ion transport.
GUACGGUACGAAUAUUUGGUGGCGGAGAAACUGACGUGAUUGUUCUUGUAAGUUGUAGGCGGUUGCUGAACCAAAGUGAUGGUACUUGGCAGUGGUGGAGCAUCGCCCAUUGAAGACAACCAACUUCAAGAUUGUGCUGGAGUAAUGGAUGGGGGAGGGGAUACCUGUGAAGCUGUCAUGAAGGAACCUCAGAAUGGUCCUUCUGAGAACCAUGCACCUGCCGCCAAAGAAGGCGAACCUGGCUUCGAGAUGACCGCUGGUGCAGUCAAUAUACCUCAUUCUGGAGCAACCAGCUUCAGUUUGAGGAAGUUGUGGGCUUUCACUGGUCCUGGUUUCCUGAUGAGCAUAGCCUACCUUGAUCCAGGCAACAUAGAAUCGGAUCUGCAGUCAGGCGCUAUCGCUGAAUACAGGCUGCUAUGGGUUCUUAUGUGGUGUACAGUGAUGGGUUUAGUGUUACAGCUACUAGCUGCCAGAUUGGGUUCUGUUACAGGUUAUCAUCUAGCCCAGGUGUGCUACCGGGAGUAUCCACCUGUUCCUCGAAUAGCUCUCUGGAUCAUGAUUGAGAUUGCAAUCAUUGGAUCAGACAUUCAAGAGGUGGUUGGAUCGGCUGUGGCAAUCAACCUUCUGUCCAAUAAUAAGAUUCCAAUUUAUGCUGGCUGCCUUAUCACCGGAGUAGACACGUUCACAUUCCUCUUCUUAGAGAGUGCAGGUCUACGUAAAUUGGAAGCGUUAUUUGGAGCUCUCAUCACGACUAUGGGAGGAGCUUUUCUAUACAUGUACAUCGUUGUAGCCCCAGACCAGGGCGAGAUCUUGAAGGGUAUGUGGUUUCCGUGGUGUGAGGGGUGCAAACUUCCAGCUAUCCAACAAGCAGUGGGCAUCGUAGGGGCUGUCAUCAUGCCUCACAACAUCUACCUGCACUCUGCACUCGUAUUGACUCGCAAGGUAGAUCACAAAGAUAAAGUCGAGGUUCGAGAAAGCAAUAAGUACUAUUCCAUUGAAUCAGCUAUUGCGUUGUUUAUAUCAUUUCUUAUCAACCUGUUUGUUGUGGCUGUGUUUGCUGCUGCCUUCUAUCCAUCUGAGAAUGCGACGCUCCUCACCGCUGGUCAAUUGAUUCAUGACAAUUAUGGUAAUGCCAUGAAGAUCAUUUGGGGCAUAGGACUCCUUGCUGCAGGACAAAGCUCAACUAUGACGGGCACUUAUGCUGGCCAGUUUGCUAUGGAGGGUUUCUUAGGCAUCCGAUGGAGCAAGUGGAAAAGAGUCUUGCUAACCAGAUCUAUCGCCAUGGUACCCACCCUCCUAGUGGCUGUUUUUGCUGGAAAAGCCCUGGAUGAACUCAAUUCUAUCAUCAAUAUCAUCCAGAGUAUACAGCUUCCAUUCGCUCUCCUACCUAUCCUCUACUUCACAAGCCAAGAGAGACUGAUGGGAGAGUUUAAAAACUCUAGUUUCACCAAAUUCAUAGUGUGGUGCCUUGCAGUACUCAUAAUGGGGGUCAACUUCUACUUGGUGUUUGCAGAACUGAACAACAAACCAUGGUGGGCGUAUUUCCUCAUGAGCAUAUUGGGUGUGAUAUAUGUUAUAUUUGUGGGAUAUUUGGCAUUUGGAAUUGAGCUAUCACACAAGAUAAAGUGCUGGACACUAAAGAAGAUGGGGAGGAUGGAAUAUACCAGAUUGGAAGAGGACUUUGCUACAAUGAGACCACGCUAUCCCCAGUCCCCACCAUUACCACAGGAAAAGACCGAAGACGGGGAAGGGAUCCAGUGAUGUAGAUCCAGUCACUGCCACGGGGAAGAGAAUUAAAAAUGGGGAAGAAUUCAGUAACAAACUCUCUCUCUCUCUCUCUCUUGCCAACAUAUUCCAAUUUUCUCCUGCUUUGUCCACACUGAAAUUAUUCUCAUGGUGCCGUAUGAACUGAGUUCAACAUUGAGAAUGACUUACCAUGCUAACUGAUUCAGGAAACUAAAAUGAAUAAAAUGUGUUAAGAUUUAAAUCAUGAUGAUGUAAUGUGAGUAUCAUCAGAGAGUGAAAGAAUUGUCCACAUGCUUCAGACUUAUCUAACCAAAAAUCCAUGCUUGAUUGUGAUUGAGUGUUUGAUGUAACAACCCAGGUUUCCGUCAUAUCUUUUGUAAUUAGCUUAGAAUGAAUUCAAAUUGUAUUAUGUAUGUUUACUGUACUUCAAAAACACUCCAAUAUUUACUUUACAAUUACUCAUCCCUCAAUUUGUUUUGAUGGUAAUUUGAUGGUAAAACUCUGGUAAUCGAAAGAUUUUUGUCAGGGUUGUAUCACCAAGUACGUUGUUCCAUCCAAUAUUUAUUGAUGGUAAAACUAAAUCAAAUCGAACAAUCAAUAUUUUCUGUUCUCAUAUUUAUUUAAAACCAUUGCAUAGAGAAUCUUGUUCAAAAUUCAUUUCUGCAAAAUCUAAACAGUUUGAAUGGCUCAAAUUGACAUUAUUAGGACUUUUAGAUUUGCGUGGACUGAUACGUGUGACGUCCAUUCAAGGCAGUGCAUUAAAAGAAUGUCGAACGUAGCAAUCCCCAUUGUCUUCGUGCGAAUCUAAAAGUCCCUACUAUGACUGUAGAAUGAAAGGGUCUUUGGAGGCUGUGCCCAGCCUGUGAAUGUGUUUUAUAAAUGCGAUGACAUGGAGAUUCAUAGAGUAUUUCAUUUAUAUGAUG